AUGGCUUUCUCUCAACUCAUUCGUAUGCCCAUCACUCGCCAUGCCCAACAAGCUGCCAAUGGAACCAAAUCGCUUGUCUCCCUGAUGCACAAAUAUGGCAUGACCCCAACUAUGGGAGGCAGAUAUCAACGAGAUCAUAAUCGUGCCUUGGUCAUUCGUCGUGAUGAUGGUACCUCGGUUCCAGUGCCAGCUGAAGACUGGCAAAAUGAUAUCUACUACACUUCUGAAUGCUCCAUUGGCACACCAGGACAGAAAUUCAACCUUAUUUUCGACUCUGGUUCAGCUGAUUUCUGGGUCUGGUCCACUCUCCUUUCAGACGAUAUCUUGGCCAUCGGUCGAGCUGAAGGUACUGCCAUCUUCGACCCUGCUCAAUCAUCCACCUUCCAAGAUGUUCCUGAUUCAAAAUGGAGAAUCAGAUAUGGAGAUCAAUCUUCAGCGGGAGGAAAGGUGGGCACAGACAAUGUCCUGAUUGGAAAUAUCAUGGUCGAAAAUCAGACCAUUGAGUUGGCUGAUCGGAUGUCUGACUCGCUGGUUCAGCAGAAUGGUACUCAUGGACUCUUGGGCCUCGCCUUCAGUGUCCUCAAUACCGUUGUGCCAAUUCCAGCAAACACUCCGUUGGACAACAUGAUUGCCCAAAAGGACAUCCCCGUCGAUCAAUCAUUGUUCACAGUGUAUCUCGGAUCUUACAAAGAUGUCAAUGAUCCUGACAAGGGCCAAUCGUUCUACACCUUUGGAGCUAUUGACGAGUCCGUGGUGCAGGCAACCGGGCAACAAAUCACUUACGUCCCGGUUGACAACACUCGUGGAUUCUGGGAGGUCAACAAUCCAUCGUUCGCUGUCAAUGGCCAUGUGUUCGGCUUAACUGGAAACACGGCAAUCAUGGACACCGGCACAACAUUGAUGCUUGUCAGUGAUCAAGUGUGUGGGGCCAUCUACAACACAAUUCCUGGUGCGAUAUAUUCCCGAGAUCACCAGGGUUGGCUUAUUCCCCAGAGUGUCACUCUUGAACAGCUUCCUGAGCUCUCCUUUUCACUGGGUGACAAGCAAUUUGUUAUUGAGAAAGAACAUAUCCGUUAUGGAACAGCCAAACAAACCGAUAACGGAAUGGUAUAUGGAGGUAUUCAAUCUCGUGGUUCCCUGCCAUUCGAUAUCUGGGGUGACACCUUCUUCAAGUGUGUUUAUGCCGUCUUCGAUGCCGGCAAAAUGCAGUUCGGUGCAGUUCAACGCGUCGACCCGACCCAGACAACGCAAACUUGA
Exophiala bonariae is the source of this 1257-nucleotide messenger RNA. RefSeq lists its product as uncharacterized. NCBI's taxonomy places the organism in Eukaryota, Fungi, Ascomycota, Eurotiomycetes, Chaetothyriales, Herpotrichiellaceae. Gene Ontology annotation, molecular function: aspartic-type endopeptidase activity. Bases 1 to 1257 code for a protein of 418 amino acids. The record is from RefSeq and is a predicted model, not a curated record. Gene Ontology annotation, biological process: proteolysis. The transcript is spliced from 5 exons.